Messenger RNA from Beta vulgaris subsp. vulgaris (sugar beet), 893 nucleotides. RefSeq names its product NADH dehydrogenase [ubiquinone] 1 beta subcomplex subunit 10-B. NCBI's taxonomy places the organism in Eukaryota, Viridiplantae, Streptophyta, Magnoliopsida, Caryophyllales, Amaranthaceae. The record is from RefSeq and is a predicted model, not a curated record. Bases 129 to 449 code for a protein of 106 amino acids. The transcript is spliced from 3 exons.
UCUCAAAAGAACUUUUUAACUCCACCACCACCCCCAACUCCCCCUUGCACCAAAUUCGCCACUACUACCCUUGCAAACUCCACAACACCACCAUACAACACAGAACACAGAGAGAGAGAGAUUGAAAGAUGGGACGAAAAAGCUUCAAGGUAGAGUUCGAUGAAUCGGCGCCGGAUGACUUCGAUCCAGCGCACCCAUACAAAGACCCAGUCGCAAUGCUAGAGAUGCGCGAGCACUUGGUGCGCGAGAAAUGGAUCGACAUUGAAACCGCCAAAAUCCUGCGUGAGAAGCUCAAAUGGUGUUACCGCGUUGAAGGUAUUAAUCACCUUCAGAAGUGCCGCCACCUUGUUCAACAAUACCUUGAGUCCACUCGUGGUGUUGGUUGGAACAAAGAUCAUCGUCCUCACUCUCUUCAUGGUCCUAAGGUGGAAUCUGUUGAGGAUGAAUGAAUCUAAAGCUGGUUCUUGCAUUAUUUUGAGCUUCUGCAGACUUUGCUUUGUCUAGGACCUGACUGCGUUACCUAAUUGAUCUAAUAUGCUCCUCAUUCAAGUAUCCCUUGUUCCAGCAAAAGCAGAUAUGAUUUAGGAAAUGAUGUACUGGGUUGAUGAAUUUAUUAUGUAAUCAAAUUGUUAACUGUAAGGUACUGUGUUAAUUAGUAACUUAUGUGUUGAGCUAGUGGUAAAGUUGUUCUAUGUGUUUAAACUUCUGUAACGUUUUGUUGCUAGAAUAAUGGCUGCUAGAGAAAUCACAUUGAAACCUUUAUUUUUAGUUUCUAAAAUGAAAUGUAUAUUCUGUUUGCAGAUCACUAAACCUGCUACCAUGCUGGUAGGGCGAGGAUGUAAUGUUAUAAUACUGCUGGCCUAUGGAAAUUGUGCCAUGACAUUAUCUGUGUA